AUUUUUACAUUGUUGAGUCAUGUUUAUUCGAUUAAUGAAAACAAGAAUUACGUUUUUCUGUGCGAUCUUAGCUGUCAUACAGAUGGUGCUUUUAUACAUGCAAGGUCCCGUUUGGACCACAAAGGUCUCCAUUGAAUCGUGUGAAGAUUCAAGAAGUUUGGAAGGAAACACGACGAAGAUGACCUGGCAAGAAUAUGAAAUGCUAUUCAAAACAUCAAUUCUUCAAACGACGUACAAUUGUAAAGUCAUCGAAGAGAUUGGUAGCGCGAUAAGAAAAAAUGGCGAAGGUGUCCAUUCUACGUGUAUGAACAACGUAUAUAAACCGAGGGUGCCAUGCAUCGUCUACGCAUUUGGAGUUGGGUAUAUAUGGCACUUUGAGGAUGAAUUUGCUGAACGCGGAUGCCAGGUGUUUGCAUUUGACCCCAGUAUGAAAACUGAGAGUCACAAACGAAGCGGAAAUCUUUGGUUCUAUAACAUCGGUCUCAGAAGUGUUGACUCUGAUAACUUUACUCCACAUGUGGAUAGCUACGUAAAUAAAUCACAGAUUUUUACCUGGAAAGUGCGAACGUUAAAGUCAAUCAUGGAAAUGCUGGGACACACGAAUAUAACGAUCGAUGUUCUCAAGAUGGACAUUGAAGGUUACGAAUUUGACGUCCUCACAACAAUGAUGGACGAUGGUACAAUAAAACACGUGCGCCAGUUGCUAGGUGAAUGGCACAUAAGAGGAGAUCAAAGAUUUGAAUUUUCUAUAAAAUAUUUUGUAGCAAAACGGCUUUUGAGUUACGGAUUUAAAACUUUCAAUUACAAUGUGGUAGGUCGGCAUGGCCAAUGUAAAAAAAUCUAUUGCUUGCAAGCUAAUUUGGGAUUUGUCAACACCAAAUUUCGAAAAUAAAACUCU
Molecule: messenger RNA, 898 nt
Organism: Owenia fusiformis
Lineage: Eukaryota; Metazoa; Annelida; Polychaeta; Sabellida; Oweniidae
Source: the annotation of a GenBank genome assembly